Anolis sagrei ordinatus is the source of this 1816-nucleotide messenger RNA. Lineage: Eukaryota; Metazoa; Chordata; Lepidosauria; Squamata; Anolidae. The record is from RefSeq and is a predicted model, not a curated record.
CGACACAUCCCGCUCUGUGGCGCCAGAAUUCGGAGCUGGCUGACAGAAGGAAGGAGUCGGCGGGGAGUUCGGCGGAGUUCGGUUGCCGCUCCGGGAAAGCCAUGGUGAUGCUCCGGAGCGGUUCGGGGGGCUCAAGCCGGCCGGAGCCUCACGAUGGAGGCGGCGUGGCCACGACCCCGAGCGGCGGGAAGCGCGGAAGGGCCCUCUUCGAGGAGAUGGAGUCCAGCGCGGAGUUCCUCUCCCUGGAGAUGGCGGCGCCCCGGCCGCGGAACAAGGAGCAAGGAGGGCCUGCCUCCGGGAAAGGAGGAGGCCCCGCUCGCACCCGGGACAGCACGGCGGAGUUUUCCUCUGACAAAGAAUGUGAACAUUUUACAAGACACUCAAGAUCUAUGAGAAAGAGUAGUCAACAGUAUUCAGAUUCCGGUUUUGAAAAAGAUGUAACAAUGCUAAGUGAGAAUGGUAUCAAUAGGAAACAUUUUACAAGACGGUUGGCUAGACUGCAAGCUGAUGCAAAGAAUGAAGAGUGUGAAGAAGGAAGCGGAGUUCCUGUCACCAGGUCUCUGAGAACUGUAAAGCCCCGCAAGCAUGCUGCUGAAGAAAAUGGAGAUGUUGAAGUCCGUCGUAGUUGUAGAAUUAGACAAAGCCGCUAUAGUACUAUGAACCAAUCAGUUUUGUUUGACAAGCUUAUUACAAACACUGCUGAAGCUGUGCUUCAAAAAAUGGAUGACAUGAAGAAGAUGCGCCGACGACGAAUAAUGGACUUGGAAGACCUUGGGGUAUUCAAUGAUAGAGAAGAGGAAAGUCUUAAUGUAUACUCAAGAGGAAAACCAAAAAGAGCAGUCCAAAGGACUGAUGAAGAAACCACUGAUAACCAGGAUGGAAGUGCAGAAUCUUCAGAAGAGGGUGAAGACCAAGAAGAUGAAGAUGCAGUAGAUAAUCAAAAACGCUAUGAUCUUAGACAACGAAAAACUGUUGUGCACUAUCAACCCUCACCAGAAAAGCCUAGGCUUCAAAGGAAACCCAAAUUAUUUUAUCCUGAAGCAGCAUCUCCAGCGAGGCGAAGAUUUUCCUUUAGCCCUACGGGACCAAGGAGCCCUUACUGUAAAAAAAUUAACAGGCGAAAGCAUGCAAUACAUAAUAGUGAUUCCACAUCAUCAUCAUCGUCCUCUGAUGAUGAGCAGCGUUUUGAGAGACGUAAGAAACGAAGUCGGAGCAAAGCAUUAAGCAGAUGCCUUCCACUAAACUUUAGAAAAGAUGAGCUUAAAGGAAUUCAUAAGGAUCGAAUGAAAAUUGGAGCAAGCCUGGCUGAUGUUGAUCCAAUGCAAAUAGACUCUUCUGUACGAUUUGAUAGUGUGGGUGGACUCUCUAGCCAUAUUUCAGCUUUAAAGGAGAUGGUGGUUUUUCCACUGCUUUAUCCAGAAGUCUUCGAAAGAUUCAAAAUUCAACCUCCAAGGGGGUGCCUCUUCUAUGGGCCACCGGGAACUGGAAAAACCCUUGUUGCCAGAGCACUUGCUAAUGAGUGCAGUCAGGGUGACAGAAGAAUAGCCUUUUUCAUGAGAAAAGGUGCUGACUGCCUUAGUAAAUGGGUAGGAGAAUCAGAGAGACAACUCCGCCUCUUAUUUGAUCAGGUAGUUUUGCUUUCUUUAGACCUGGGUUAUGUUCUGUGUGUUUUUAUCCAGUACUUAUUUGAGCUUUCCUUGUAGGCCUACCAGAUGCGUCCUUCAAUUAUAUUCUUUGAUGAGAUUGAUGGUCUUGCCCCUGUACGGUCCAGUAGACAAGAUCAGAUUCACAGGUAUGGACUUCAUAUUUAAAAGCU